AUGCUCCACCAUUACUGUCACAACUACUCAAGUAUUACAUUCAUCACCCCCGCAUCCCUUCCUCCAUAUCUUAAUGAGGGGUACAAAUCGUUCUACGUUGGAAUUCUCACUGGUGCUACCGGAAUCACCAUCGACAGAAGUCACUUCUCAAACAUCGGAAGGGAUCAGAACAAUUACUAUUACACGAUCAAUGAACGCGACUUACAGACUUCGAGGAAGAAGAAGAGAUUCGACAAGGACGUACUAGAACUUUCCGAGAGGGGCGAUAUAUAUAAGCACAAGGACGUCUGCUAUACCUGGGGCCCAGGUCAAGUGGGAAAGACACAACCGAGGCGGCCGUCUAUCAUGCAGAAAUCAAUGUCGUCGGCUCUCUUGGACAGGGCAAGUUUACUGUGA
This is a messenger RNA of Marasmius oreades (fairy-ring Marasmius), 396 nucleotides long. RefSeq lists its product as uncharacterized. Lineage: Eukaryota; Fungi; Basidiomycota; Agaricomycetes; Agaricales; Marasmiaceae. The record is from RefSeq and is a predicted model, not a curated record. The coding region runs from base 1 to 396 and encodes 131 amino acids. The transcript is spliced from 2 exons.